Messenger RNA from Eruca vesicaria subsp. sativa (arugula), 702 nucleotides. The record is from the annotation of a GenBank genome assembly. NCBI's taxonomy places the organism in Eukaryota, Viridiplantae, Streptophyta, Magnoliopsida, Brassicales, Brassicaceae.
AUGUUUGUCUUCAUGAUUUGGUUCAGUUUAAGAAAAGUUGAAGCUUGUCUCCACCAGCAAGUGUUUCGACAAUAUCUGAAUCCAAAUCAUCUGAAGCUUCUUGUGGUUUCAACAUCCAGCGUAGAUGAUGAAGAUCUUGGGAGCAGUUGUGUUAAGAGAGUAAAGCAAGCAAAUGGAAUCAAAAUUCAAGUUGAUUUUCUGAAUUUCGAAGCGUUGAGGCCAUCGGACUUAGCGGUGGUUGCGGCGAACACCGGCGAAGAAACAACUUGGUAUCCCUGUGCAACACGUAGCUGACACGUGGAUGGGCAGAUGGCUCCACCCUUCACAUGCAACCACACACACUCACGGGACCGAGCUCGAGCUUCCCAAAACCUUUAAAUACUUAAAUUUUGAGUAGUAUUAGAGCAUCAAAAAUGGCAAGAGAUUCACAUAAGUUCUUCCCAAUAUAAACUAUUGUUUGAGCCAAUGAAAUGCUAUCAAAUGUGAUAUGAGUCUCUGUCCUAUUGUAAAGUCUCUUUACUAAGAGACUCAUUUGACUCUCUUUCAUACCUUUUCAUUAUUUUACAUAUUUGGUUCUUGGGAGAUCUUUUGAGAGACCCAAAAUGCAGAUGUUCUUAGAUUUUUGCAUGUUUGGUUUUGUAAUAUAACCUACUUCAUCGUACUUGAAAAGUUCUACUGUAGCUAAUGACUCUGUUCUAAUUA